Molecule: messenger RNA, 3138 nt
Organism: Cryptomeria japonica (Japanese cedar)
Lineage: Eukaryota; Viridiplantae; Streptophyta; Pinopsida; Cupressales; Cupressaceae
Product: plasma membrane ATPase
Exons: 21
Coding region: 1-2967 (988 amino acids)
Biological process (GO): regulation of intracellular pH; proton export across plasma membrane
Cellular component (GO): plasma membrane
Molecular function (GO): ATP binding; ATP hydrolysis activity; P-type proton-exporting transporter activity
Source: RefSeq, a predicted model, not a curated record
AUGAGUUCACUGGAAAACAUUAAGAAUGAAGCUGUUGAUCUUGAAAAGAUUCCGGUGGAGGAAGUGUUUGAGCAGUUGCAAUGUACAAGGAAGGGAUUGAGCUCGGAUGAAGCAGAGGCUCGUCUCAAGAUCUUUGGAUUCAACAAGCUGGAAGAAAAAAAGGAAAGUAAACUUCUAAAAUUUUUGGGGUUUAUGUGGAAUCCUUUGUCAUGGGUGAUGGAAGCAGCUGCAAUUAUGGCCAUUGUGUUCACAAAUGGUAACACGAGGGUAUGUGACUAUCAUGAUUUUAUUGGAAUAUUGGUUUUACUGGUGAUCAACUCAACUAUCAGUUUUAUAGAGGAAAAUAAUGCUGGUAAUGCAGCAGCUGCUCUCAUGGCAGGCCUUGCUCCAAAGACCAAGGUUCUGAGAGACGGAGGAUGGAAAGAGGAGGACGCUUCAAUUUUAGUACCAGGGGAUAUGAUUAGCAUCAAGCUGGGAGAUAUUAUUCCUGCAGAUGCUCGUCUGCUAGAGGGUGAUCCCUUAAAGAUUGACCAGUCUGCUCUCACUGGUGAAUCUCUUCCUGUUACAAAGUACCCAGGAGGUGAAGUAUACUCUGGUUCUACUUGUAAGCAAGGAGAAAUUGAGGCCAUUGUUAUUGCUACUGGAGUUCACACAUUCUUCGGAAGAGCUGCCCAUUUAGUUGACUCCACCAACAACGUUGGACAUUUCCAAAAGGUCCUAACAUCUAUUGGUAACUUCUGUAUCUGUUCUAUUGCUAUUGGCAUUGCAAUAGAGCUUAUUGUAAUGUUUCCUAUACAAAGGAGAAAUUACUGGAAAGGAGUAAACAAUCUUCUUGUUUUAUUGAUCGGUGGUAUACCGAUUGCAAUGCCCACUGUGUUAUCUGUAACCAUGGCUAUUGGUUCCCAUCGCCUGUCUCAGCAAGGAGCCAUUACAAAGAGAAUGACUGCCAUUGAAGAAAUGGCUGGAAUGGAUGUCCUCUGUAGUGAUAAAACUGGAACUCUAACACUAAAUAAGCUGAGUGUGGAUAAAAAUCUUAUAGAGAUCUUUACAAAGGGAGUAGACAAAGAACAUGUAGUGUUGCUUGCAGCAAGGGCUUCAAGAACUGAAAAUCAGGAUGCCAUCGAUGCUGCCAUGGUUGGAAUGUUGGCAGACCCAAAGGAGGCCAGAGCAGGGAUCACUGAAGUUCAUUUUCUGCCAUUCAAUCCUAACGACAAGAGAACUGCUCUCACCUACAUUGAUUCGAAAGGAAAUUGGCACAGAGCCAGUAAAGGAGCACCAGAGCAGAUUAUAGAACUUUGCAACUGCAAGGAAGACGUGAAAAAGAAGGUGCAUUCAAUUAUUGAGAAGUUUGCUGAACGUGGGCUUCGAUCUCUGGCUGUGGCCAGACAGGAAGUGCCAGAGAAAAGCAAAGAGAGCGCUGGAGGACCUUGGGAAUUCAUAGGUUUGUUGCCUUUGUUUGACCCUCCUCGCCAUGACAGUGGAGAAACCAUUCGCAGAGCUCUUAACCUUGGAGUCAAUGUAAAGAUGAUCACCGGUGACCAGCUAGCUAUUGCUAAAGAAACAGGACGAAGGCUUGGAAUGGGAACUAAUAUGUAUCCUUCAUCUGCCUUACUUGGCCAAGACAAGAUGAUAUCCGAAGCAUCUGUUCCAAUAGAUGAUCUGAUUGAAAUGGCCGAUGGAUUUGCUGGGGUAUUCCCAGGUAAUGUGAGCAUCAUCUUUUGCACAUUGGAAUAUGCUAUUGAAUUUUCCAAAUUCGAAAAGCUUCUUCAUAUCAUUUUUGUAUUUGUUAAUACAGAACACAAGUAUGAAAUAGUAAAGCGGCUUCAAGAUAGAAAGCACAUCUGUGGAAUGACUGGGGAUGGAGUUAAUGAUGCUCCAGCUCUGAAGAAGGCAGACAUAGGAAUAGCUGUGGCUGAUGCAACAGAUGCUGCAAGGAGUGCUUCUGAUAUUGUUCUGACAGAGCCCGGUCUCAGUGUAAUCAUCAGUGCAGUUCUAACAAGUAGAGCUAUUUUUCAAAGAAUGAAGAAUUAUACUAUAUAUGCAGUUGCUAUAACUAUUCGUAUUGUGCUUGGUUUCAUGCUGAUUGCUCUAAUAUGGAAAUUCGAUUUCAGUCCUCUCAUGGUCUUGAUCAUUGCUGUCCUGAAUGAUGGUACAAUUAUGACCAUUUCUAAGGACCGCGUUAAACCGUCUCAAAUGCCUGAUAGUUGGAAACUGAAAGAAAUAUUUGCAACAGGAGUUGUUCUAGGAACAUACCUAGCAGUCACAACAGUUUUGUUUUUCAAGAUCAUUUAUCAUACAGAUUGGUUCCCGAACCAUUUCAAUGUGAGUCACAUCAAGGAGGACCAUCCUAAAGUUAUGUCCGCCCUGUAUUUGCAAGUGAGCAUUAUAAGCCAGGCUCUGAUUUUUGUCACAAGGUCUCGCAGCUGGUCAUUUUUAGAGAGACCUGGCCUUUUGCUCGUCUCUGCUUUUAUGAUAGCGCAGUUGAUUGCCACUGUGAUUGCAACCUGUGCAACCAAAAGCUGGGUAAAAGUGGCAGAGAUUGAAGGGAUAUCAUGGGGUUGGGCAGGAGUUAUUUGGCUGUAUAGCAUUGUGAUUUAUUUACCAUUGGAUUUGCUCAAAUUUGCAGUUCGUUACGUUCUCAGUGGAAAAGCUUGGAAUAACAUGCUUGAUAACAGGGUGGCAUUGACCUCAAAGAAGAACUAUGGAAAAGAAGAAAGGGAAGCAGAAUGGGCUCGUGCUCAACGUACAAUGCAUGGCCUCGAUUCUUCUGCUAAUUCAAAAUCUAUCAUAGAGAAGGCCUUAGAAAAAGCCAGCUAUGUUGAAUUGUCUGAAAUUGCUGAACAAGCAAAGAGACGUGCUGAAAUUGCAAGGCUAAGGGAGCUGCAUACAUUGAAGGGGCAAAUAGAAUCUACCCUAAAGCUCAGAGGACUGGAUAUUGAUCACAUCCCACAAAACUACACUGUUUAAUCCAUUGGAGCUUGUAAACUCCUUGUAACCCUCCACUGCACAAUGCAUUACAUUGGGUUCCCUCCUCCCUUACUAUAUUUGAAUCUUGUCCUCUCUGUGUUUUUUGAAUGUACUCGCUCUUUCUUUGCCCAAGAAGAUUAUCCACUUGAGCAAAAACACUAUAAUGUUAUA